Messenger RNA from Poecilia latipinna (sailfin molly), 1872 nucleotides. RefSeq names its product polyhomeotic homolog 2a (Drosophila) (gene phc2a). Lineage: Eukaryota; Metazoa; Chordata; Actinopteri; Cyprinodontiformes; Poeciliidae. Gene Ontology annotation, molecular function: chromatin binding; zinc ion binding; histone binding. The coding region runs from base 373 to 1209 and encodes 278 amino acids. Gene Ontology annotation, biological process: negative regulation of DNA-templated transcription. The record is from RefSeq and is a predicted model, not a curated record. The transcript has 7 exons. Gene Ontology annotation, cellular component: PRC1 complex; nucleus.
GUUUGUUGGCGGAAACUAUGCGGGUUCACAUCCCGACUUGAUCAGUUUGGAGAUGAGUUGUAAUGGAUGUUGAUAACGCCGUUUGAAAGUGCAGCGUGGGACUGCGGUGAAAAGAUGAGGCAGUCGGUAACAUCGCGGUUGCCGGUGUAACGAGGCGGUUCGGCUCGCUUUAUGCGGUGAAUAUUUACCGGCGAGGGUUCCAGCUGGCUGGCCGGUGUUCCUCCCAGCGGCGGGAGCGGAGCAGUUGUUCAGCUUGGAGCCGCUGAACAAAGAGCUUUUCUUCCCCGGACCAUUGUUACCGUGCAGGGCGCCUGAAACUGAUUCCGAACUGGUUUCGGACGGUUAAAGUUUGGGGCUGCCUGUGCUCCAGUCAUGACCUCUGGGAAUGGGAGCACUAACAGCAGCCAGCAUAAUGGAGACAGCAAAGCAGCUCAGCAGGCCAUAGACAAGUCCCAGAUCCUGACACACCUGAUUGAAGGCUUUGUCAUCCAGGAAGGUGCCGAGCCUUUCCCUGUGGAGCGUCCAUCUUUUUCUAUAGAGAGCCUCCGGAGACGGGCAGAAAAUUCAAAGAUGGAUGGCCCAUCUUCCAAGGAGCUAAAGGCCCAGCAGGAGCCCAUGUUGACCUGCGAACUGUGCGGUAAGGUGGACUUUGCCUACAUCUUUAAAAGAUCCAAGAGGUUCUGCUCCACAGUGUGUGCUAAACGCUACAACGUGGGAUGCACAAAGAGAAUGGGUCUCUUCCCGAACCGCAGAACCAGCCUGGAGAACCUGAAGAGGCGAACGUUGAAUGGGAAUUACAAAAACAGCAGCUUGGAGUCUAAAAAGAAGAUUGCUCCCUCUGCUGGUCACACUGUUCACCCUGCACACGGAGAGUCCAGUCAGUGUUCAGACCUGUCCGGCUAUAAGAGAGUCCCAUCACCCCCCCUGUCUACGACCCCUCGGGUUCCUGCGGUGCAGAACCUCGACCUCCAGCCGCACCCCCACAGCUUUGUGCACAGCGAUCCGGGUCAGUGGAACAUCCAGGACGUCUACGGGUUCAUAUCCUCCCUACCAGGCUGCCUGGAGAUUGCAGAAGAGUUCCGCUCUCAGGAGAUUGACGGACAGGCUCUGCUUCUCCUGAAGGAGGACCACCUCAUGGGAACCAUGAACAUCAAACUGGGCCCGGCGCUGAAAAUCUUCGCUCAGAUUAGCAUGCUCAAAGACUCGUAGCUCGUCUCUGUCGCUGACCGGACACAGCAGGCCUGCUCAGGAUCUUCAGAUAUCCAUCAUGACCUCAAAGACUCUCAGUGAUUCCUCGUCUCACCUCUUACAUGUUCUCACUACUUCAGGGACUAAAGGUAUUCUCUGCUGGAGACAGAUGCUGGUUUCAAGAAUCCAUGUAGAUUUGGUAAUGUGACCAUCCAGCAGGUUCACUCCUUGCUUCAGGUCAGCAGCAGUCAGAUGUCUCCACUAAAGACACCUGCUUGAUCAGAAGAUCAGGACUUUCUCUGUGCUCUGUGUGCAAAUGUACUAGCAUGACUGAUGGCUUAACCUGCACAAGUCACUUCCCUGUUAAACAGCAGAAAACUACUAAAGUAACGCUGCCUUCCAACUUGGGCUGAUAUACCAGUUAGAACCAGCAGGUGGCGGUUGGACCGUCAGUCUGGUCCCCAUGUCCCAGCCUGUGGACAUGGGCGGAAGAGAAAGAGGGUGGGGCGUUUUCUCCCGCUGUCUUGAGGUAAUGCGUUUCCAGCUGUUUGAUAAUCAUUGCUCUGUCCUGCUGUGACCUCAGACAGUAUGUGGUCAUGCUCCAUGACAACAAGUCACAGUCUGUGUUUUCUCACCGCUUUGUUAAAGUUGCAGUAUGUAACUUUUUAAAAGUUUUUUUUUUUU